Podarcis lilfordi (Lilford's wall lizard) is the source of this 32075-nucleotide messenger RNA. The record is from the annotation of a GenBank genome assembly. Lineage: Eukaryota; Metazoa; Chordata; Lepidosauria; Squamata; Lacertidae.
GCAGUGGCAGGAAGAUCUCUGCUGGAGAAACACCCUGGGGGGAGCGGGCAGGGGGAGGGGGCAAGUUUUGCAAAGGCCGGUGCCAGGACAGAACAGAGGGAGGAAAUACCCCCGCGGCACUUGUUCCCUCCCCGCAGCCUGAAAGAGAAAAAAUAAUAAUGCCAUAUUGACAUGGGAAGAAGGCGCUUGAAGGCACGACAUCACCCAGCUUCCAUUUUGGAGAGUCGGGAGCAGCGAGGAGGCAGGGUGCGUCUGUGGCUAAACACUGGGGUGCUCAGUCUCUCUCUAUCUCUCCCCCCCCGGUUUCUUUUGCUUGCACAGUUUGAGACAUCAUGUUCUGUGCAACAUUUCUUUUGCAACACGUGCGCUUCAGGUCAUGCAAAAGGGGUGGCUUUGCAAAACCUGAGCUGCGUGGCGGCCAGUCGCUGUAGCUUUGCAAUGUAUGCAAAUGAUGUUUUAUUGUGUUUUUAAUGAUGUUCUAUUGUGUGUUUAAUAUCCUGUUAGGGGACGCAGGUGGCGCUGUGGGUUAAACCACAAAGCCUAGGGCCUUGUGAUUAAGAGUGGUAGAUUCGUAAUCUGGGGAACCGGGUUCGCUUCCCCGCUCCUCCACAUGCAGCUGCUGGGUGACCUUGGGCUAGUCACACUUCUCUGAAGUCUCUCAGCCCCACUCACCUCACAGAGUGUUUGUUGUGGGGGAGGAAGGGAGAGGAGAGUGUUAGCCGCUUUGAGACUCCUGAAGGGGAGUGAAAGGCGGGAUAUCAAAUCCAAACUCUUCUUCUUCUUCUUGCCGAUCAGAAGGUCGGCAGUUCGAAUCCCCGCAACUAGGUGAGCUCCUGUUGCUCGGUCCCUGCUCCUGACAACCUAGCAGUUCAAAAGCACGUCAAAGUGCAAGUAGAUAAAUAGGUACGGCUCCGGCGGGAAGGUAAACGGCUUUUCCGUGCGCUGCUCUGGUUCACCAGAAGCGGCUUAGUCAUGCUGGCCACAUGACCCAGAAGCUGAACGCCGGCUCCCUCGGCCAAUAAAGCGAGAUGAGCGCCGCAACCCCAGAGUCGGCCACGACUGGACCUAAUGGUCAGGGGUCCCUUUACCUUUACUAAUAUCGUGUUGGAAGCCGCCCAGAGUGGCUGGGGAGGCCUAGCCAGAUAAAAUAAUAUUUUUUAAUUUUAUUUUAUUUUAAUUAUUUAUUUAAUCUACAUUUAUUUAUUUAUUUGUUUGUUUGUUUGUUUGUUUAUUUAAUUAAUUUACCUGGGGGAGCGUCUCCACCCCCAUUGUUCUGCCUGGACACUGAGGUCCAGCACCGAGGGCCUUCUGGUGGUUCCCUCGCUGCGAGAAGCCAAGUUACAGGGAACCAGGCAGAGGGCCUUCUUGGUGGUGGUGCCCACCCUAUGGAGCGCCCUCCUGCCAGAUGUCAAAGAGAACAACUACUACCAGACUUUUAGAAGACAUCUGAAGGCAGCCCUGUUCAGGGAAGCUUUUAAUGUUUAACGGACUAUUGUAUUUUUAAUAUUUUGUUGGGUGUCUCCCAGAGUGGCUGGGGAAACCCAGCCAGAUGGGUGGGGUAUUAAUAAUAAUAAUAAUAACAAUAAUAAUAAUAAUUUUUAUUCAGAUCCCGCCCUCCCUAGCCGAAGCCCGGCUCAGAGCGGCGAACAACAGUAAAAUAAUACAGCAUUCUAAAAUCAAUUCAUUAUAAAAUCAGUUUAAACCAAAUUAAUGGCAACUAAUAAAUUAUUAUUUUAAUGUUGAAGGUGGUUGCCUCCUGGAUGCAGCCUGGCUUUUCAAAAAAAAAGUAUUAAAGGAAGCUUAUUGGUUCCUUUGACUUAAAAACACACAUACACACCUUUUUGAAGAUUUACCAUCUUUAUAUUGCUGCUUUGCUUCUAGAAACUAGAUUGGGGAGGUUGUGGGUCCUGCUCGCUAUCAGUGAAUUAGAUCAAAUCUCUCUGCUUUGCUUUUUUUUUACAGAAAGGCAUCCUCCGACACAGAGGACCGUGCCUGAAAUCCGUCUUUUGCGAAAGAUUAAAUAGAGUGCCCCGGGGUUGGGGGGAUACUGUCUGGGGGUUGCGGUGAAAAACAACUUAAUCUGCGUUGGGUCGCAUUGCUGCAGUGAUCUGUUUUGUCUCAUCCCCUCCGCAGUGUUGAAAACCACCACCCAGAAACAGCAAAAGAAGCAGAUUCGCCAGCGGCAGAGAUGUUCCGGUCCAAAGGUAGGCAAAAGUUGCUGGCGGUUUUUGUUUGCAUGUUGGGGAGCGUUUGAGACAGUGACGUGAGUGCAGAAUUCUGAGAGGGGCACUCAAGCAUCAUCCCAAUAAUAAUAAUUUUAUUAUUUAUACCCCGCCCAUCCGGCUGAGUCUCCCCAGCCACUCUGGGUAGCUUCCAAUCAAGUGUUAAGAACAGUACAGCAUUAAAUAUUAAAAACUUCCCUAAACAGGGCUGCCUUCAGAUGUCUUUUAAAGAUAGGAUAACUGCUUAUUUCCUUCACAUCUGAAGGGAGGGUGUUCCACAUAGUGGGCGCCACUACCGAGAAGGCCCUCUGCCUGGUUCCCUGUAACCUCACUUCUCACAAUGAGGGAACUGCCAGAAGGCCCUCGGCGCUGGACCUCAGUGUCCGGGCUGAACGAUGGAGGUGGAGACGCUCCUUCAGGUAUACAGGACUGAGGCCGUUUAGGGCUUUCAAGGUCAGCACCAACACUUUGAAUUGUGCUCGGAAACGUACUGGGAGCCAAUGCAGAUCUCUCAGGUCCUGGCUGCCACUCCCAGUCACCAGUCUAGCUGCCGCAUUCUGGAUUAAUUGCAGUUUCCGGGUCACCUUCAAAGGUAGCCCCACAUAGAGCGCAUUGCAGUAGUCCAAGCGGGAGAUAACCAGAGCAUGCACCACUCUGGCGAGACAGUCUGCGGGCAGGGAGGAUCUCCUCCUGCAUACCAGAUGGAGCUGGUAGACAGCCGCCCUGGACACAGAAUUGACCUGCACCUCCAUGGACAGCUGUGAGUCCAAAACGACUCCCAGGCUGUGCACCUGGUUCUUCAGGGGCACAGUGAGCCCAUUCAGGACCAGGGAGUCCCCCACACCCACCAUGUUGUGCAUCCUACGUGCCCCUGCCCCCCAGCAUGCAGCUCCAGCCCAGCUGCCCAGUCCACCAGGGGACUGAAACACUUUCCCCGCCCCGGGCACCAGCAACCCUCGCUACGUCACUGAUGUGUGAGCGAGAGAGAGAGAGAUCUGAAAGGGCAAAUCCUCACACCGGCAGGAUUCGCACUGGCAUCCUUGAGGUCCCUGAGCAACAAGACGUUGAAGGAGUCCAACACUUAACCCGGGGGUGGCUGUAGCCCUUUCAGAAGGCGCGUGGGGUCUUUGAGAUUUGUCCUGUAAUAUUUGGAACCGUUGUGUAUCAGUGCUCCAGGAACAUUUCCAAAAUAACAAAACCGGUAACAAGAAGCAACUCCAGAACUAGGCCUGUAAAAUGCACGUUCCGUAUUUAACCUCCUUUAGUAAUGAUUCAUUUUGAAACCUUUAAGAUAACGCCUUGAUAGUUUCCUGUUGGUUACGUCGCUUUGCGUAGUAUAUCUGGUUUCUUCCUGUCAUGUUUUAUUUCGGAAUGUUUCAUUUGAUCUCUUCCUGUAGGAUGCAAACCGCUUUGAGAUUUUUUCCCCCACCUUAAAAACAAAGCGGCAUAGAAAUGAAAUUGAUAAUAAUAAUAAUACAGUGGUACCUUGGACGCGGGUGGCGCUGUGGGUUAAACCACAGAGCCAAGGACUUGCCAAUCAGAAGGUCGGCAGUUCGAAUCCCCACAACGGGGUGAGCUCCUGUUGCUCGGUCCCUGCUCCUGCCAACCUAGCAGUUUGAAAGCACGUCAAAGUGCAGGUAGAUAAAUAGGUACCACUCUGGCGGGAAGGUCAACAGCAUUUCCAUGCGAUGCUCUGGUUCGCCAGAAGCGGCUUAGUCCUGCUGGCCACAUGACCCGGAAGCUGUACGCCGGCUCCCUCGGCCUGAAAGCGAGAUGAGUGCCACAACCCCAGAGUCGGUCACGACUGGACCUAAUGGUCAGGGGUCCCUUUACCUUUACCUUUUUACCUUGGUUCUCAAACGCCUCGGUACUCAACAACUUGAAACCCAAACACUUCAAACCCGGAAGUAAGUGUUCCGGUUUGCAAACUUUUUCGGAAGCCAAACAUGCUCCAUUUUGAGUGUUGCGCUCAGGACUGUCUGUUUUCGCUAUUUAUUUUGCGUUUUUGUUUUUGCGGCUCUUUCUUUGUAGCCCCACGUAGAGUGGAACCCAGUUCAGCUACUGAUGGGUUGUGUGGCUGCAGCACAUUGAUUAUUGCUUUCAUUUUAGGGUUCAGUGGUCUCAUUAGAUAGUAAAAUUCACGUCAAAUUGCUGCUUUAGGGGUUGUUUUUAAAAGUCUGGAACGGUUUAAUCCGUUUUGCAUUACUUUCUAUGGGAAAGCGUGCCUCGGUUUUGGAACGCUUUGGUUUUGGAGCGGACUUCCGGAACGGAUUACCGUAUUUUUCGCUCUAUAAGACGCACCAUACCACAAGACGCACCUAGUUUUUGGAGGAGGAGAACAAGAAAAAAUAUAUUCUGAAUUUCAGAAGCCAGAACAGCAAGAGGGAUCGCUGCGCAGUGAAAGCAGCAAUCCCUCUUGCUGUUCUGGCUUCUGGGAUAGCUGCGCAGCCUGCAUUCGCUCCAUAAGACGCACACACAUUUCCCCUUACUUUUUAGGAGGGGAAAAGUGAGUCUUAUAGAGCAAAAAAUAGGGUAAGUUUGAGAAGCAAGGUACCACUAUAUAUAAAAAUCCGCAAGUGAGAACAGUUGAUGAUCCGUUGGCCGGUAUUCCUACGAUGCCUGUUUUAAUGCUUGAAGCACUUAUUUAGGCUGCCUAUUUAAGACUUUUUAAUGGCCCCUGUUUCCCCCCCCCCAUCUUGUUCUCUCUCCCAUGGACACCCCAGCUCCGCCUUCUGUAGGACUAUGGACCUCGAAGAGGGAUGGGGAAGUCCUUCUGAGGAUGGAUGAAAGUGGAAUCGGGUCCGAGACCCCCAUCACCGUUCACGAACUUCUUCUGAACUCCGUCAGUCAAUUCGGCGACUAUCCUGCCCUGUCUUCCAAGAAAGACGGCAAGUGGACGAAACUCACUUUCAGGCAGUACUACCAGGAGUGCCGUGGAGCCGCCAAGAGCUUUCUAAAGGUUCGGGGGUCCGUGGGGACAAGGCAGCUCUUUUUUGACCCCCAUCUUCUUCCCUUGACCUUCACAGAGGGACCCUACGCAGUAGGCCUGGCUAAGAGAUAGAUACAUGGCCAAAGUCUUGCCCAACUCUCUGGGAAUUUGGGACCUAGAGCUUCCCAGUCUCGGUUUAGUUGGGGGAAACCCCGCCACAUUAUUUUACAGGUGAAACUCGAAAAAUUAGAAUAUCAUGGGAAAGUUCCUUGAUUUCAGGAAUUCAACUUCAAAGGUGAAACUAAUAUAUGAGACAGACUCGUGACAUGCAAAGCGAGAUAUGUCAAGCCUCGAUUCGUUAUCAUUGCCAUGAUCAUGGCGUACAGCUGGUGAAAACCCCAAAUUAACCAUCUCAGAAAAUUAGAAUAUUCAAGGAAAUCAGCAAAACAAGGAUUGCAAAUCGAGCAAGAUUGGACCGCUAAGAAGUCGAAGCACAUCUCGCUUUGCAUGUCACGAGUCGAUCUCAUAUAUUAGUUUUACCAUGCAAGUUGAAUUCCUGAAAUCAAUGAACUUUUCCACGAUAUUCUAAUUUUUCGAGUUUCACCUGUAUAUCUUAUAUCUUAUAUAUAUUAUAUUAUACAGUAGUACCUCUGGAUGCGGACGGGAUCCGUUCCGGAGCCCCGUUCGCAACAUGAGCAGAAUGCAACCCGUGUCUGCGCAUGCGUGGGUCGUGAUUCGCCGCUUCUGCACAUGCGCGUGACGUCAUUUUGAGCGUCUGCGCGAGCGGCGAAACCCGGAAGUAAGCCUUUCCGGUACUUCCAGGUCGCCGCAGGACGCACCUGAAAAGAUUUAACCUGAAGCAAAUGUAACAAGCGGUAUGACUAUAUUAUAAUAUAUUAUAUUAUAAUAUUAUAUAAUAUAUUAUAUUAUAAUUUAUGUUAUAAAUAAUACAAUUGCUCUUAUAGCAUAUUUAAGCCACCACAAACCGGCGGCCCCUUUUGAGGGCAGAAACCGUAUAUUCUCUUCUCUCUAUAUAAUUUUUAUUUGAUUUUACAACUUCGUUCACACUCAUAAUCACAAAUAAUAGAAAUUACACAAGAUUCUUCCAUAUCUGAAGACUUCCCUUCUCCCUUCCGUGGGUUCUUUGAAUAACUGUUUUUUAAAAACUGCGUAUUAUUAGUCCAUCUGAUUUACAAUCCUCCAUUGUAUCCAAAAUCUGUGAAUCAUUGCAAGAGUUACUUAAAACCUGCCAAAGAGUUCAAGUGUUUACAGUGGUCUUUCAAAUAUAAUGUAAAUUUGUCCCAUUCUUUAUUGAAGUUUUGAUCCUCCUGGUUUGUGGUUUUCCUGGUUAGUCUUGCCAUCUCUCCGUAGUCCAGUAAUUUCAUCUGCCAGUCCGCUCUAGUAGAUAUCUUGUCGUCUUUGCAACUCUGGGCAAGAAGCAUCCUUGAAGCUGUUGUAGUGUACAUAAAGCCACUCCCGACAUAAGGACGGGGGGGUUGCGGGCUCACACCCCACUUGCAGCCCCGCGAGACUUGGGAAUCCCAGGACACUUUAUUAUUCAUCAUUUACUGCACCAGCCAAUCGGCUGGCGGCGGGGGCGGGCUUAGUAGAGUUCAUUUAAGGUCGGGGCAGCCCAAAAAUCCUGUGGUUGUGAAUAGAGCCAGGAAUAGAUCCUGGAGCGCUCAGUGGCACGUAGAGUGGCUGCGCUGGGUGGGCGGGUGAUGGAGCACCCAGACAUCCAGUUUAGCAAGGAGGCCUUCUACCGCGGGGAUGGCGUGCAUCUCUCUGAUGCUGGUAACGAUAUUUGGCUAGCCGACAUUUUCCAGGGGAUCAGGGAUUGGUUACAGGUCUGAGGGUAUUGGCGGCGAGCCUGGCUCGAGUGGCGGUUAGGCAUUGGCAGGGGUAGUAUUAUUAUUUUUUAAAUAAUAUUUAUUACUUUUCCAACAAUUUAAACACUACAAAAAAAAAAUAAACAAUACAAUACAAUACAAAAACAAUACAUAACACUAACACAUUAAACUAACAAAACAAAUCAAAAACAGUUUAAAACACAUCAGUUUCAAUAUCUUAUCUUUCAUUCACUUAUUUCCACGACCUCCUCACACCUCCCUGUUUGUAUUCCACUUCUGUUAAUUGUUUCAGCAAUUCCUUUCCAUCUUCCUCUGCUUUCUAUCCUUUAAUUAUCUUAACGCAUUCUAACCUUAUUUUUCCCUUUAAUACUCUAUUAAUCUAUUUAUACUUAAUUCCUUAUAACAUUUCUACUAAAGCCAGAUAACUUCAUUCCAACGUUUUCCUAACAUUCAUUAAUUUUACAGUAUUUCUGUAAAUAGUCUUUAAACUUUUUCCAGUCUUCUUCCACCGACUCUUCUCCCUGGUCUCGGAUUCUGCCAGUCAUUUCGGCCAAUUCCAUAUAGUCCAUCAACUUCAUCUGCCAUUCUUCCCGGGUGGGUAAAUCUUGUGUCUUCCAAUACUUCGCGAUGAGUAUUCUUGCUGCUGUUGUUGCAUACAUAAAAAUUUUUUAUCCUUCUUUGAUACCAAUUGGCCAACCAUGCCCAGGAGAAAGGCCUCUGGUUUCUUCAGAAAGGUAUAUUUAAAUACCUUUUUCAUUUCGUUAUAGAUCAUCUCCCAGAAUGUCUUAAUCUUUGGGCAUGUCCACCAAAGGUGAAAGAAUGUACCUUCAGUCUCAUUACAUUUCCAACAUUUAUUGUCGGGCAAGUGAUAAAUUUUUGCAAGCUUGACUGGUGUCAUGUACCACCUAUAAAUCAUUUUCAUAAAAUUUUCUCUUAGGACAUUACAUGCCGUAAAUUUCAUACCUGUGGUCCAUAACUGUUCCCAGUCAGCCAUCAUUAUGUUAUGUCUGGCAGGGGUAUUAUUAUGCAAAUGAGUUGGGGGGGAGGAACGCCAUCACCUCCCCCAAAUGAUGAAGGGUAGUUCGUUAAAGGACUCCGGGGGGCGUCGCCUCGUCCGAAACCUAAGGAGGCUAGGGCCUAAAGCGCGCUCCGGAGCGGUAACCCCUCGGGGAGCGCCUAGGGAUGUGCAUCUCCGGGGCUCCCCCUGUUGGUGCUUAACCCCUUCUGGGUUUAUCCCGGAUAGUCUGAUCGGACCAAUGCCUAAAGCCAAUACCGCUCUUACCUGUAAUCAAUAAAGGGCCAUUUUUCGCCCAUUAACAUAAAUUUUGCUGUCCAUGUGUCUUUAUUUAUUCCAUCUGCGGGAGGGGGCGGGAAUCGCCACGCAAACAGUCUUUUCAGUUCCUUCGCUAUCUCUGCACCUACAAUUCCUAACAAAAAGGCUUCUGUUUUUUUAACAAAAGUUAUUUCAAACAUAUUUUUUUCCCCAGUUCAUUGCAAGGUGGAUAAAAAUCAAAGAUUUUUUUUUUAAAUGGAUUUUUAAAAUUUAAAUUGGAUUUUUUAAAAUUUAAAUUGGAUUUUAAAAUAAAAUGCUUUGGGAGGAAAAAUCUUUCUAAAGAUAGUUUUCUAUUUAAGUUACAUUAUAGUCCAAAGGUUAAACGUUUGAUGCGGUUUAAAAAAAAAAGCAAAAAACCUUAGACUGAGUUUUAGCACACAUAAAAAACUUAAAACAAAUCCUUAUUUCCUGAUGAAUAGCCUUUGGACUAUUGUUGUUGUUUAGUCGUUUUUGUCCUUCUCUCAUAGUUUGUCUGUUAGCUUAGCCAGUUCUGCAUAGUUCAUCCGUUUUUCUGGCCAUUGUUCCUUUGAUGGUAUUUCUUCCGUCUUCCAGUAUUGUGCAAUCAAGAUUCUUGCCGCUGUUGUAGCAUAAAUAAUGUCCAUUUUCCUUUUGGUAGCUCUUGAUUUGAGAUACCCAACAGAAAGGUUUCAGGAUGUUGAACAAAAUUCAUUUUGAACAUUUUUUUCAAUUCAUUGUAUAUCAUUUCCCAAUCUUUUUAAUGCAUUUGCAUUCCCACCACAUAUGAUAAAAUGUUCCUUCCUUUUCCUUACAUCUCCAGCAACUGUUAUUUUCCUUCCUAAACAUCUUUGCCCAAAAAAUGGGUGCAUUUUGGAAGAUGCCUUCUUACCCGAGUCUCUCCUCUUUAUGUUGCAGUUGGGCCUAGAACGCUUUCACGGGGUUGGAAUCCUGGGAUUCAAUUCUGCCGAAUGGUUCAUAGCGGACAUAGGAGCGAUUCUGGCUGGGUGAGUUUGACCGUUCCGAAAAAGGAAGCGUAACUCCAAACUGGACCGGAACCCGCUCGCUGUUUCUUUCCUUUUGUUGUAAAUUUAUUUAUUUGGUUUUUCAAAUUAAACUUUGAAAGUCACGUAUCAACAUACAAUAAAAAAAAGGUUCCAUAGAAUCUCCAGGGCUUCCCUCUUCCCCUUUGUGGGUCCUAUUGUUAAUCGCUUCCUCCUGCAUCUUUUAUUGUUGUUGUUGUUUAGUCAUUUAGUCGUGUCCGACUCUUCGUGACCCCCUGGACCAGAGCACACCAGGCACUUCUGUCUUCCACUGCCCCCCGCAGUUUGGUCAAACUCAUGCUGGUAGAUUCGACAACACUGUCCUACCAUCUUCUCCUCUGUCGUCCCCUUCUCCUUGUGCCCUCCAUCUUUCCCAGCAUCAGGGUCUUUUCCAGGGAGUCUUCUUUUCUCAUGAGAUGGCCAAAGUAUUGGAGCCUCAGCUUCAGGAUCUGUCCUUCCCGUGAGCACUCAGGGCUAAUUUCCUUAAGAAUGGAGAGGUUUGAUGUUCUUGCAGUCCAUGGGACUCUCAAGAGUCUCCUCCAGCACCAGAAUUCAAAAGCAUCCAUUCUUCGGCGAUCAGCCUUCUUUAUGGUCCAGCUCUCACUUCCAUACAUCACUACUGGGAAAACCAUAGCUUUAACUAUACGGACCUUUUAUAAUACAAUCCAAAUCUUUUACAUCUCCAUGAUACCCAAAAUUCACCAUUAAACUUAUUCCAACCCCACUAACGGUUUUAGCUAUUUACAAUGCUUUUUAAGAUAGGCAUAGGCAAACUCGGCCCUCCAGCUGUUUUGGGACUACAACUCCCAUCAUCCCUAGCUCCCAUCAUCCCUGGGAGUUGUAGUCCCAAAACAUCUGGAGGGCCGAGUUUGCCUAUGCCUGGAUUAUAAUCCUCCCAUUCCUUAUUAAAGUUUUGGUCUUCCUGAUUUCUGAUUUGUCCGGUCAUUGUUGCCAUUUGAUGGCAUGGCCCCAUCAACUUGAGAAACCUGCUGGCUUCUAAUCCCUUGACCCGUCGAAGGAUGCCUGCUGCCUUAAGAUGGGCCACUUGGGAUGCCCAACUAAAUUUGUAGCAUUCCCUUUGGGAAGACCAGAUUUCAGGGCAGUUCGCUGAAAUAACAUGCCUUGCGCUGAGCCCAGACCACAGUGGUCCCCCUGUCCAACAUUGCUGCCUACGCCGACUUGCAGCAGUGUUCUGGGGGUUUCAGAGUAAGGAAGGAUCAAUGCCUUUUCCAGCCUUACCUGGAGGCAUCUGAAAUUGAACCUGGCACCUGCGUGCAAAGCAGGAGUCUCCGUUUAAAUCCUCGCAAAGUCUCCAUUUAAAUCCUUGCAGCCAGGGCCGGAUUUAGGUUUGAGGCCCUGAGCUACCGAAGGAAACGGGGCCCCUUAUAUGUCCAGCUGUCCUUUGUCAACAGCAGAUUGUCACUGUUUUUUGUGUUGAAUAUAUGCUCCAUGGUAAUUUAUGGAGGCAGUGGAAGACAGGAGUGCCUGGCGUGCUCUGGUCCAGGGGGUCACGAAGAGGAGGACACGACUAAACGACGAAACAACAACUACAAUUUAUGAACCUAAUAAUAUCUCUAGCCAUUUGCACAUAACAGAAUAUGUAUUUAAUCAAAGGAAUUGUUGAAUUGAAACACAAUUAAAAAGUAUAUUAAUAAUGAAAUACAAUUAAGUAGUACAUGAAUAGUGAAAUAAUUAAGCUCUAACUUUAAAUGAUUUUUUAUUCGUAACACACUUAAUAAUGCAAACGCAUUGGCAUUUGGCAAUAACAAAAGUUCCUUUAGAAACACAAUAUGCAAAGACUCAUAGUCUAGUCUCAGUCUAGAAACUUGCUAUAACAUGAAAUGAUAAUUGUUUUUUAUCUUACAUUUUGGAAAUGCACAUCCAGUUUUCCCCCCAUUACAUUUUUUGGGGGCCCUAAGCUAUAGCUUGUUUAAAGUAAAGGUAAAGGGACCCCUCACCAUUAGGUCCAGUCAUGACCGACUCUGGGAUUGCAGCGCUCAUCUUGCUUUAUUGGCCGAGGGAGCCGGCGUACAGCUUCUGGGUCAUGUGGCCAGCAGGACUAAGCCACUUCUGGCGAACCAGAGCAGCACAUGGAAACGCCGUUUACCUUCCCGUCGGAGCGGUACCUAUUUAUCUACUUGCACUUUGACGUGCUUUCGAACUGCUAGGUUGGCAGGAGCAGGGACCAAGCAACGGGAGCUCACCCCAUCACUGGGAUUCGAACCGCCGACCUUCUGAUCGGCAAGUCCUAGGCUCUGUGGUUUAACCCACAGCGCCACCCGCAUCCCACAUAGCUUGUUUAGCUUAUACGUAAAUUCAGCACUGCUUGCAGCACUCCAGAACAACCUCAGAAGGAAGCAUUUGAAUUGUGCACCCCCAAAAAUGUUCAAAACCGCCUGUUGCUCGUCAUUUGGAGGGCUGGGAAAGAGGGCCCAGGGCUUUGGUCUGUGGCAAAGUUUGCAGCCUGGUUCCUCUGUGUUCAAACCACAUCUCAGAUGUCUGUUGCACCCGGAUUACAGGAUCUCUCUUUUUUUCCCACACACGCAGAGGUUUUGCUGUUGGCAUUUACACAACCAACUCCCCGGAGGCCUGCCAGUACGUUGCAGAGAACUGCGGAGCCAAUAUCAUCGUGGUGGAGAACGACCGGCAACUUCAGAAAAUCUUGGAGGUGACGUGGUGUCGUGGGAUGUGGCUUGGGCACGCUUGGCCUUGCUGCAAUCCUGUGGGCAUUUGAGUGUUCGGGUAUACGCUAGCUUGCAGAAUUAUACUUUUAGGGCUGUAAAGGGGGCGCAAAGCCCAGAUUCGGUAAUCGAGGUUGAAAUCAGACUCCUAAAACCCUACUGUGUCAAAGGGAAACUGCGAUCACAACAUUAAGUUGAAUUUGCAGUGGUACCUUGGUUCUUGAACUUAAUCUGUUCCAGACGUCCGUUCCAAAACCAAGGCGCGCUUUCCCAUAGAAAGCAAUGCAAAACUGAUUGAUCCGUUCCAGACUUUUGAAAACAACCCCUAAAAUUGCAAUUUAACAUGAAUUUUGCUAUCUAACAAGACCAUUGAUCCAUAAAAUGGAAGCAAUAAUCAGUGUACUGUAUUAUAAAAUAAAUAAGGCAGUAUUGUAGAUGAUAAAAAUAAAAAUUAUUUUUUUCUUACCUGCGCUGAUGAUAGUCAUGGUUUCGAUGGGCUUUUAUCCAUUUCCACAGUCACACAAUCAUUAGCUGAACUGGGUUCCACACGGUCACAAAAACAAAUGAACCGAAAAAGCCUCAAAAACAAAAACGCAAAAUAUCAGAAACAAAACCGCCCAACUUAAUCCGUUCCGGAAGUCCGUUUGACUUCCAAAAUGUUCAAAAACCAAGGUUGCUGCAGGCGCCCCAGAAACAAUAGCCCACAGCCGCAUCGGAUGUUCGGCUUCUGAAAAACGUUUGAAAACCGGAACACUUACUUCCGGGUUUUCGGCGUUUGAGAAUCAAGGCGUUUGAGAACCAAGGUACCACUGUAGUGUAUUAAGCCAUCAGACCACAGGGAUUUCUUCGUGGAAAUGACUGCAAAGCUGCGAGAUUUCUGCAUUGAGUUAGGGGGCUGGGAUGGAUGACCUCUGAGGUUCCCCCUCUCAGUUCUGUGGUCUUUCUUGCUCUAGGUUAAGAGCCAGUUGCCUCUUGUGAAGGCAAUCAUCCAGUAUGGUGAAGAGCUCAAGGAGAAAAGGCCAAAUCUGUACACGGUGAGUAUCUCCUCUUUUCCUUCCGUUCCACCCUCUCUAAACCUCCCCUGAGUGCUUCAUUGAGUUCUAGAGGUGGAAUUACAACUUCCCGGCAACUUCUUUUUCUCCCUUUUUUCUGUUUUGAAACCUUGCUUGCCUUCUCCUGCAUUUCCCUUGCCCAGGUGACUAGCAAUAUCUGCUUUCCUUUCCUUAUAUAAUUUUUACUAAUUUUUUUCUGUUUUACCAUUUCAAAUAAACAUUCUUACAUCCUUAAGAUAUCCGUGACUUCCCUUCUGCUCUUUUUGAGUAUCUUAAAUCCCUGCAUAUUUUACAAAAACGAUACAGUCGUGCCUUGGUUCUCGAACAGAAGGCGUUAGAGUCUGUUCAAUUUCCGGAACUGUUUGAAAACCAAGACGCGGCUUCCGAUUGGCUGCAGGAGUGUCGGCGCUGGACGUUCAGCUUCCGAAAAUCAUUCAAAAACCGGAACACUCACUUCUGGUUUUCGGGAGCUAAAAUGUAUGAGUUCCAGGUCGUUCGACAACCAAGGCACGACUGUAUCAAUCGAUUUUCCAUUAUUGCCCCCAUCAAAACUUAUUUACACUGUUGAAUUUCUUAUUGCUGUCAGCAUUUUCAGCUGUACACCAUUAUUUCCCAUAUAUUCAGUAAACUUUUUCCAGUCUUCUUUAAUGCAUGUUCUUCUUCUCUUAUUCUAUAUGUUAAAUCUGCAAGUUGUGCAUAUUCUGACAAAUUAAGUUGCCAAUCUUCUUUGGUUGGGACCUCACUCGUUUUCCAUUUUUGGGCUAACAAAACACGGACUGCAGUUGUUGCAUCCAUAAAUAACCUUUUCUGACACCUGGGAAUUUAAGUCUGAAUUAUCGCCAACAGAAAGGACUGGGGGGGGGGGAAGUAUGUUUAAACGUUUUUUUCCCAAUUCAUAGCAAUUUCCCAGGGUUUUCAACUGGUUUUCAACUUUGUGAUAUUAUUGCCAACUAUACAUCACAAUAUACCAAUAUAUCACAAUUUCUGGAACAAUGAUGAAGCAUCACUUUUUCCCUGCGCCGUGAUUUUUGCAUAACACUCACACAAACGCACACCCUGAUUCGCAAUACCGUAUUGACCCGAAUAUAAGUCGCACCUUUAAAAUUCAGGAUGGGGGGGAAUACCCGAAUAUCCAACAGAAAAUUCGGGUAUUUUCUGUUGGGUAUUUUAGGACAAGAUGUGAAGAAAGAAUUGAGGAUACUAUUUAUGUAUGCGACGACAGCAGCAAGAAUUUUAGUAGCACAAAACUGGAAGACGGGAGAAAUACCAUCCAAAGAACAAUGGCAUGAAAAGUUGAUGGAAUAUGUAGAAUUAGCAAAAUUGACAGAUAAAUUGCGUGGAAAAGGUAAUAGUGACUUUGGAAAAGAAUGGGAACCUUUUGUAACAUAUUUGCAGCAACCGUGUAAAGUAUGGACUCUUUGGCAGGGUUUAAAUGAACAUAUAUAAUGUAACUAGAGAGAACAAGAAAGAGUACAAUGUGAUAAUAUACUAUUAUAUAUAAACAGCAGAAUGCAACAAGUGGUUUAAUAAACCAGAAACGGAAAUGGAUGGAAGCCAAGGGGAGAGGGGAAUUUAUAAAGCGAUUCUUUGGUUAAGUUGAAUAAUGUAUGAUAUAUGUAUGAAAACUAAUAAGAACUGACUUUUUUAAAAAAAGAAAGAAAAUGAAAAUACCCAAAUAUAAGCCGCUGCCUUAAAUUCCACAGGCACUCACACCCGUUCCAUUUUACUGUUUCAGCAGCAAUAUCGUAAAAGCCCAUUUUUGUCAGGUUCCGAAUUUAAGCCGCACUUUAACUUUUCACUGUUGGAAUUUGAAAGAAAAAAAGUGAGGCUUGUAUUCAGGCGAUUACGGUAUACUGCCAGGUCAUAAAUUAAGAAACCAAGAUCAUGAUAUGGACUUAAAACUGGUUUGGGAUGAUAUAUCGAUAUAUCACCCAGCCCUCAUGGGGUCCUGAGCUAUGUAAGACUUUAUAGGUCAACACCAGCACUUCGGACUGGACCCAGAAACUCGCUGGCAGCCAGUACAGUUGGGCUGGAAUUGGUGUUACAUUCUCAAAUCACCUUGUUUAAAUCUUGUUUAAAUAAAUAGAAUAAAUAGAAAUGUAGACCCUUCUUAAUCAAGUUCUUCCCUUCUGUGGUUCUGUCUUUUGGGGCUUGCCGAUCAGAAGGUUGGUGGUUCGAAUCCCCACAACGGGGUGAGCUCCCAUUGCUCUGUCCCAGCUCCUGCCAACCUAGCAGCUCGAAAGCGCACCAGCGCAAGCAGAUAAAUAGGUACCACUGCGACGGGAAGCUAAACAGCGCUUCUGUGCACUGUUUUCCGUCAUGGUGUCCCGUUGUGCCAGAAGCGGUUUAGUCCUGCUGGCCACAUGACCCCGAAAGCUGUCUGUGGACAAACGCCGGCUCCCUCGGCCUGAAAGCGAGAUGAGCGCCGCAACCCCAUAGUCGCCUUGGACUGGACUGAACCGUCCAGGAGUCCUUUACCUUUACCCUUGUGUCUCUUUCGUUCAUGCAGUGGAGCGAGUUCAUGGCGCUUGGGGCCAGCGUCUCGGAUGACCAGCUUGACAAAAUCAUCGCGUCCCAGAAGCCCAACCAAUGUUGCACCCUGAUCUAUACAUCGGGGACGACGGGUCAGCCCAAGGGAGUUAUGUUGAGCCACGACAACGUGAGUGAGAUUCGCCGCUUUGGGAAACUUUCAGGAGAGUUGCAGCCCUGGGGAUGAAAUCUUAUCUCUCUCAAACUGGUCUCCCGUAUCAGAUACCGGCCACUUGGGUUGUGCAAGAAAUCGCCAUGGGUGAAAAAGGAGGAAUGCAGUUAUAAUUAAGCCCAUUUUGAAACUGGGGGCAUAUGGGUGCCUCUGGUGGGGAAGGGCAAAAUAAUAAUAAUAAUAAUAGUAAUAAUAGUUUGUUUGUACCCCGCCUAUCUGGCUGCGUUUUCCCAGCCACUGUGGGCGGCUUCCAACAAGAUUAAAAAUACAUUAAAACAUCAGUUAUUAAAAGCUUCCCUAAACAUGUCUGCCUUCAGAUGUCUCCUAAAUGUCAGGUAGUUGUUUAUCUCUUUGACAUCUGGUGGGAGGGCGUUCCACAGGCCGGGCGCCACUACUGAGAAGGCCCUCUGCCUGGUUCCCUGUAGCUUUGCUUCUCGCAGUGAGGGAACCGCCAGAAGGCCCUCGGCGCUGGACCUCAGCUUCUGGGCAGAACAAUGGGGGUGGAGACGCUCCUUCAGGUAUACAGGACCGAGGCCGUUUAGGGUUUUAAAGGUCAGCACCAACACUUUGAAUUGUGCUUGGAAACGUACUGGGAGCCAAUGCAGAUCUCUCAGGACCGGUGUUAUGUGGUCCCGGCGGCCGCCCCAGUCCCCAAUCUAGCUGCCUCUCACUCUGGAUUAAUUGCAGUUUCCGGGUCACCUUCAAAGGUAGCCCCACAUAGAGCGCAUUGCAGUAGUCCAAGCGGGAGAUAAACAGAGCAUGCACCACUCUGGCGAGACAGUCUGCGGACAGGGAGGGUCUCAUCCUGCAUACCAGAUGGAGCUGGUAGACAGCUGCCCUGGACACAGAAUUGACCUGCGCCUCGAUGGACAGCUGUGAGUCCAAAAUGACUCCCAGGCUGUGCUCCUGGUCCUUCAGGGGCACAGGUACCCCAUUCAGGACCAGGGAGUCCCCCACACCCGCCCACCUCCUGUCCCCCCAAAACAGUACUUCUGUCUUGUCAGGAUUCAACCUCAAUCUGUUAGCCACCAUCCAUCCUCCAACCGCCUCCAGACACUCACACAGGACCUUCACCGCCUUCACUGGUUCACUGUACCACUCUAAUUAGGGGAGUGGGGAGAUCAAACACAAUAUUUUCCUGGAAGGCGCCCGGACUGCCUGGGGAAACCCAGCCAGAUGGGCGGGGUAUGAAUAAUAAAUAAUAAUAAUAAUAAUAAUAAUAAUGUGUGUGUGUGUUGAGUUGUCGCUGAAGUGUUGUGCCUUUGCAGAUCACCUGGACGGCCCGGGCAGGAGGCAACUAUGUCGGCUUGAGCAAAGCGACGGAGCGUCAGGAGGUGGUGGUCAGCUACCUGCCUCUCAGCCACGUGGCUGCACAGAUGAUUGACAUCUGGCUGCCAAUCACUUUUGGAGUCCACACCUGCUUUGCACAACCGGAUGCUUUGAAGGUGACAUUUGGGAAAAUUUAAAAACAAAACCAAAACCCAGAACCCACAGCCCCGCAAGAACACACAGAAGCACUUGAGUGUUUUUUUCCAUUCCUCAUGUCAUUUUUAUUAAAUCUCCAAAAAGAUUCCCAAAAAAUUAAUCAUCAUACACAACUUCUUUUUUAAAAAACAGACACACACAGUUUCUUCUUCUUUAUUAAAUAAUUUUUUAUUGCAAAACAAUUUACAUAAAACAACGGUACAUCAGUAACAACUGCACACACACUAACAAAUCUUCUAACUUCACACACACUUUUGACUUCUGAAUCAUCUUACUGUGCUUUUUACACAUUCUUAACCUAUACACGAAGGGACGCGGGUGGCGCUGUGGGUUAAACCACAGAGCCUAGGGCUUGCCGAUCAGAAGGUCGGCGGUUCGAAUCCCCGCGACGGGGUGAGCUCCCGUUGCUCGGUCCCUGCUCCUGCCAACCUAGCAGUUUGAAAGCACAUCAAAGUGCAAGUAGAUAAAUAGGUACCGUCCAGCAGGAAGGUAAACGGCGUCUCCGUGUGCUGCUCUGGUUCGCCAGAAGCGGCUUAGUCAUGCUGGCCACAUGACCCGGAAGCUGUCUGCGGACCAACGCCGGCUCCCUCGGCCUAUAGACUGAGAUGAGCGCGCAACCCCAGAGUCGGUCACUACUGGACCUAAUGGUCAGGGGUCCCUUUACCUUUACCUUUUAUUUUUUAUUUUUAAAUAAUAUUUAUUAAAAUUUCAAAAGAAAAAAAUCACAUUAAUAAGAAAAUUAACAAUAAAAAGGAAAAAUACAAAAUACAAAAAAGAAAAAACAGUUAAAAACAAUUCCAUCUUUUCAUCACUUCUUUUACAUUUACUUGUUUCCUGGACCUCCUCAUACCUCCCUCUUUUGUAUUCCAAUUCAAUAUGUUCAUCCAGCAAUUCCUUUCCCUCCUUUUUAAUCCUGAUCUUUAAUCUUGAUAAAUUAUAACAUUAAAUUUUUACAUAUUAAAAACCAAUUUUUCCAUAUUUUUUUAUACCAUUACCGCUAGAAACCGCUUAACUUCAAUCCGUCAUCAUUCUAACAUUCAUUAAUUUUACAAUAUUUCUGUAAGUAGUCUUUAAAUUUCUUCCAAUCUUCUUCCACCAACUCUUCUCCCUGGUCUCGGAUUCUGCCCUUUACCUUUACCUUUUAACCUAUACACACUUCCUGUUAUAUCUGUUACAUAUCACAAAAAAAAUAAAAUUUCUAGCAAUCCUUCAUAUUCAAGAUUCAAUCUAAACCUGUCAGGAGACCUGCAUUUUCACAGUAUUGUUUUAUAUCUUCUUUAAAUAUUAUCCAUUCUUUACUCACUUUCUGAUUUGCAUUUCCUCUUGUUCUCCCAGUCAUUUUUGCAAGUUCCAAGUAUUCUAUCAUCUUGGCAGUCAAGCUUUGUGGGAAUUAAGUCACAGGUUUUCCAGUUUUUUGCUAUUAGGAUUCUAGCCACUAUAGUCACAUACAUAAAGAUGGUUCUAAUUUUUUUUGUAUUUCAGUGGACAUAUUGCCUAUUUUCCCCUCAAAUUUUUUAUUGAUUUUCAACCUUUAAAACAUCACAUAAACACAUAAAAACAUAAAAACACUCAACAAAGAAAACACAGCAAUAAACUAAACACAGAAAAAAAAUUAUUCCUUCUGGUACCCAAUUUCUUCACAUUAAUAUGUGACUUCCUCAAAUCCCCUCUAACUGAAUUUCAUUAUAUCACUUUUAUAACAGUUCUCCAAAUUCAUAUUUCUAAUAAUAUUAACUCAUUUCGUUUACUAACCUCUUCUACUUUACUAUUAUUCUAAUACUUAAUACUUACUAAAUACUAUUCCUAUUCUACCCCUAAGCCUAUUUGAUACUUCCAAGGAUUUUCUAUUUAUCUUAUCUUAUACCACAAUAUUUAUCUUAUAAAUAUUUAUCUUAUACCACAUAUUUAUCUUAUACCAUAUUUAUCUUAUACCACAAUACCACAAUAUUUAGCUAAAUAUUCUUUAAAUUUAUUCCAGUCCUUUCAGUGGACAUGAUACCUAACAGAAAGGCUUCUGGGGUUUUUUUGAGAAGGAGAAUUUGAAAACUGUAUUAAGUUCGUUGUAUUUUAUGUCCCAGAAUUCUCGUAUCCUCACCCAGUUCCACAACGUUUCCUCUUGACUUCCCACCCUCCCUUUUCUGAUGUUUCCCAUUUUAUCAGAUGUGUUUACAGCACAUAAAAAGGUAAAUGGACCCCUGACCAUUAGGUCCAGUCGUGGCCGACUCUGGGGUUGCGGCGCUCAUCUCGCUUUAUUGGCCGAGGGAGCCGGCGUACAGCUUCCGGGUCAUGUGGCCAGCAGGACUAAGCCGCUUCUGGCGAACCAGAGCAGCGAACGGAAACGCCGUUUACGUUCCUGCUGGAGCAGUACCUUUUUAUCUUCUUGCACUGGCAUGCUUUUGAACUGCUAGGUGGUCAGGAGCAGGGACCGAGCAACGGGAGCUCACCCCGUCGCAGGAUUCGAACCGCUGACCUUCUGAUCAGCAAGCCCUAGGCUCUGUGGUUUAACCCACAGCGCCACCCGUGUCCCGUUUACAGCACAUACAUUUUUACUCAUCUAAACUCCAGGUCUCCCCCUGCGGAAUGAACCUGGGACCCCUUUGCUCCCACCUGACCUUCAACUCCCUCUCUCGAAAUUUUAUGUCCCGCCAGGGCACUUUGGUGGAGACCCUCAAGGAAGUGCGGCCCACGGCGUUCCUGGGGGUCCCUCGCGUCUGGGAGAAGAUGCAGGAGAGGAUGAAAGCCGCCGGGAUGAAGUUCUCCGCCUUGAAGAAGCGGAUCGCCGCCUGGGCAAAAGUUGUCGGGCUGGAGACCAACCUGAGACGAAUCAAUGGGUAGGAAGAAAGUGGUGGCAUUGUAUUGGGUCCCGGAGCCCCAGGGGUAGAACAGGUGGGACCUAAUGUAUAGCGUGCUGUAAAUUUCAUAUCUGUGAUCCAUAAUUUCUCCCAAGAUGCCAUUUCAGUAUUAUGACCUAUAGCGUGGUGUAGUUGUUAAGAGCGGUGGACUCGUAAUCUGGUGAACUGGGUUCGCUUCCCCGCUCCUCUACAUGCAGCUGCUGGGUGACCUUGGGCCAGUCACACUUCUCUGAAGUCUCUCAGCCCCACUCACCUCACAGAGUGUUUGUUGUGGGGGAGGAAGGGAAAGGAGAUUGUUGGCUACUUUGAGAUUCCUUAAGGUGAGUAUCAAGUCCAAACUCCUCCUCCUCCUCCUCCACGUAUCAUUGCUGAAUGAAUGAACGAAUCUUUAUUUGCGUCAGCCAUUGGUCAUAGCAAUAAAACAACAAUACGAUAUACAAAGAAUAGAAACAAAAAGUCAAUUAUAUAAAUUUUAGGGUUUUGAAUCAAUAGUCAAAUAGUGGAUCUUAUUUUGAUUGCCCCAGCUAAAAACCUUGCCACCUUUGCUGUCGCCUGCUCAUCUUGAUCUGCCGAGAGAGAGGACACUGUGGCAGUGGUUGGGCGACCCGGAAUGGGGAAUAAAAGAGGGGUGAUAAUCUCAUUCCUCAAGUCUUUAUAAAGAGUGCAAGCCGGUACUGCCAUCUCCACAGGGACAGAAGCGUUUUUCGUGUGGAAUCUGUUGCAAUUAUCCCUCAAGUCCCGCCAAGGGCAAGACAUUCAAUCUUACAAGAGUAAAAGCGUGUCUACAUUUCAGAAUUGCUAGGUUAUGCAGAUAGGGUGGUCUCAGCGGCUGCUCCCAGUCACCAGUCUUCCCUGCGAGAAGUGAGGUUACAGGGAACCAGGCAGGGGGCCUUCUUGGUGGUGGCGCCCACCCUGUGAACGCCCUCCCAUCAGAUGUCAAAGAAAUAAACAACUAUCUGAUGUUUAGAAGACAUCUGAAGGCAGCCCUGUUUAGGAAAGUUUUUAAUGACUGAUGUUUUAAUGUAUUUUUAAUCUUUUGUUGGAAGCCACCAGCCAGAUGGGCGGGGUAUAAAUAGAUUAUUAUCAUUAUCAAUACCAUUAUUAUUAUAGUAUGGCAGCUACCAUUAUUAUUAUAGUAUGGCAGCGUUCCGCUUGGACCCUGCAAAACUCAAGAGCUUCACAAACUUGUGAAACUCCUGAUAAGAUGAGGGGGCCUUUUCUUCUUUCUUCCCCCCAUUCAGACUUAAAACUGGAGGCUCACAACGCUCAAGGGAAGAAGACAGGUAUAACUUUUUAAAGAAGUUUGUACGGUUAAACCUGCACUGUUGAGAAGCACACAAACACACACCCCAGUUGUUGCUGUUGUUGUGGUGCCUCUUUAUCGACAGGAGUUUGAAGCCCUGCUGUAAAAGGCUGUAACUGUUUUUAAUAUAGAAUCAUAGAAUAGAGUUGGAAAGGGGACCCUGAAAAUCAUCUAGUCCAAUCCCCUGCAAUGCUGGACUGUACAGUUGUCGAUCGAACCUGCAACGAUCAAAUUCUUAUUAUUUCACUACUUGCUGGUUGCUGCCCUGGUCUAGUCUGGGAGGAAGGGCACAAGAGGCAAACUCAACAAUUGAAAUAAAUACUGAUUUUAAAGAAGAAAUUGUUUGCAGGAUAUUGGUUUGGUUCCCCCCCCCCCCCCAAGCGAUCAUUUUAGCAAUUUCUUCCCUGACGGCCAAAUCCCAGCUAUGUCUUGGGAAUCUCCGAACAUUUGGCAACCCUUACUUAAAAACUCAGUGUCAAAAUGUUAGGGUGCAAAUUGGAUUUGAAGUGAGAGCAGCAGCGGGGAGUGAAAUCUUCGUUUUUCCUGUGAGAUUAGGUGAAGGUAUAGCGUAACUCUAAUAUGUAGCAGAAAUUGAAAUUUUGAGGGAACCAUGGAAGGAGGAAGGGGGAGUCGUAGGUGGAAUGAUGGAUUGCUAAAUCUGAAAUGUUGUUCAAAAAACCCCGUAAAAAAUAAAUGAAACAGUAAUAAUAUAUUGGGAGUGGUUGAUCUCCUAUCAUAUAAUUGUAGCAUUGGUAAAAGGUAAAGGGACCCCUGACCAUUAGGUCCAGUCAUGGCCGACUCUGGGGUUGCGGCGCUCAUCUCGCUUUACUGGCCAAGGGAGCCGGUGUUUGUCCGCAGACAGUUUUUCCAGGUCAUGUGGCCAGCAUGACUAAGUUACUUCUGGCGAACCAGAGCAGUGCACGGAAACGCCGUUUACCUUCCCGCCGGAGUGGUACCUAUUUAUCUACUUGCACUCUGACGUGCUUUCGAACUGCUAGGUUGGCAGGAGCAGGGACCGAGCAACAGGAGCUCACCCCGUCGCGGGGAUUCGAACCACCGGCUUUCUGAUCGGCAAUUCCUAGGCUCUGUGGGGCAUCUUAAGUCCAACUACCUGCAAUGCAGGAAUAUUUUUACCCGGUGUGGGGCUCGAAUCCAAGACCCUGAGAUCAAAAGUCUCAACCGGCGCGACACAACCACGCAAGCAGAACGAAUUGUUGACACUCACUGAGAGAGUUCUAGCCAUGGACUGAACGUAGGUUCUUUUCGGUAAAUUGCUGUCUGUCUAAUUUUCGUAGGUCCGACGAGCUGCCUCUGAAUUUCCGCCUGGCCAGGAGCUUUGUCUUCAAGAAAGUGCGUAAACAGCUGGGCCUAGACCGCUGCACCAAAUGUUACACAGGAGCCGCUCCUAUCACAAGAGACACCCUGGAAUAUUUCCUGAGCCUCGACAUUUGUAUAUAUGAGCUGUACGGAAUGAGUGAGAGCUCAGGGCCUCACACGGCUUCGUUCCUGAGUUCGUACAAACUGGGAAGGUAGGGGCGUAAUUUGUAUUUAUUUUGGGAGAGGGGGUGAUCCUGCAACUUUUGUUGGAAUCAGUAGUCCAAUAGUGGGUGUUAUUCUGAUUGCCCCAGCUAAAAACCUUGCCACCUUUGCUGUCGCCUGCUCAUCUUGAUCUGCCGAGAGAGAGGACACUGGGGCAGUGGUUGGGCGACCCGGAAUGGACAAUAAAAGAGGGGUGAUAAUCUUGUAAAGAUGGAAGGGGAUAGAAAUCAAUUGGGGAAGCCCCAUCAUAUCAGACAGAGCAUGCGAGCUGUUUUCCUUUCGGGAAAGGGGCAAGUCUCGACUGCUCACAAGCUGCUUUUUCUGCAUUUCCCCCAGUUCCGGCAAAGAGAUCACGGGCUGCAGAACGAUGCUCUUCAAGCCGGACUCUGAAGGCGUCGGUGAAAUUUGCUUCGCUGGGCGCCAUGUCUUUAUGGGUUACCUGAACAUGGAAGACAAGACCAAAGAGGCCAUCGAUGAUGAGGGCUGGCUUCAUUCAGGGGACCUUGGCAAGCACGACACAGACGGGUUCCUCUACAUCACGGGAAGAAUCAAAGGUAAAAAAGGCCCCCUUCUCACGGUCCUUGGAAGAACCAGAAUCCUUUCUUUUUUUUCUUUUUUUUUGGAAUUUGCAUUUUAUUUAUUAACGUUCUUAUAUUACAUUGGUAGACGUUGUCAUAUUACAUUACAGGACUUACUAUAAUAUAAUUUCCAACAUGUAUACAAAAAUUAUAUACAAAUUUUAUAUACAGUGGUACCUUUGGUUACAGGCACUUCAGGUUACAGAUGCUUCAGGUUACAGACUCCGCUAACCCAGAAAUAGUGCUUCAGGUUAAGAACUUUGCUUCAGGAUGAGAACAGAAAUCCCGCAGCGGCAGCGUGGCAGCAGCAGGAGUGGUGCUUCAGGUUAAGAACAGUUUCAGGUUAAGAACGGACCUCCGGAACGAAUUACAGUGGUACCUCGGGUUAAGUACUUAUUUCCUAGCAAUUAGUAAUAAUAAUACAUUUAUAUUGUUACGAUUAAAUAUUUUUUAUUAGGUUUUCAAAUACAUAAAGCAGAGUAAGUUAUCGUUGGAAGUAAGCAGAUAUAAUUAUGCUUCCCUCAGUCAGUAAACAAACAUACACAGAACUACUAUAACAAAUAAACAAAAUUAAUUGAAAACAACCUAAAUCCCACCCAGAAACUAAAGACCCUUUGGUUCUAAGUACAGUGGUACCUCGGGUUAAGAACUUAAUGCAUUCCAGAGGUUCGUUCUUAACCUGAAACUGUUCUUAACCUGAAGCACCACUUUAGCUCAUGGGGCCUCCUGCUGCCGCCGGAGCACGAUUUCUGUUCUCCUCCUGAAGCAAAGUUCUUAACCCGAGGUAUUUCUGGGUUAGUGGAGUCUGUAACCUGAGGUACCACUGUAAGUACUUAACUCAAGGUAAAAGGUAAAGGUACCCCUGACCAUCAGGUCCAGUCGACUAAGCCGCUUCUGGCGAACCAGAGCAGCGCAUGGAAACGCCGUUUACCUUCCCGCCAUAGAGCGGUCCCUAUUUAUCUACUUGCACUUUGAGGUGCUUUCGAACUGCUAGGUUGGCAGGAGCAGGGACCGAACAACGGGAGCUCACCCCAUCGCGGGGAUUCAAACCGCCGACCUUCCGAUCGGCAAGUCCUAGGCUCUGUGGUUUAACCCACAGCGCCAUCCGCGUCCCUAACUCGAGGUACCACUGUACUACUAAAUGUGUGUUGAAGAGUGUGUGUGUUUAGGUUCCUGAUGGCUUAUGCCGUGUCGUCUCCUUCCAGAGCUAAUCAUCACAGCCGGUGGCGAAAACAUCCCUCCAGUCCCUAUCGAGGAUGCCAUCAAAGAGGCCAUCCCCAUCCUCAGCAACGUCAUGUUGAUAGGAGACAAGGCCAAAUUCCUUGCGAUGCUCAUGACUCUGAAGGUAAGUCCUGCUAUUUCCUGUCUCCUUCCUCAAUCUUUUUUUUUAAAAUAAUUUUUAUUGAUUUUAACAUAUAAAUUAUAAAAUGUACCACAAAACUUUAUCACUUAUACAAUCUUUUUAGACUUCCAUCAGCACCUCUGAGAUCCACCGUUUUAACCACUUCUUAUGCAUUUCUUAACUUUAUAUUGCCUUUAAGUCUCUUAACUAAUCAUCCUUCCCCUUCUCCAUUUUUGCAAUACUUCCAAUAAUACUCCUCACAAAACUUCUUGCAAACCUACAAACGUUGUCUGAUCUUCACAAAUACUUUUCAAAUAGUCCGUAAAUUUACUCCAGUCUUCCGUGAAUUUCUGGUCCCGCCGGUUUCGAAUCCUUCCGGUUAGUUUAUCUAGUUCUGCAUAGUCCAUUAACUUCAUCCUCCAUUCUUCAAUCGUCGGUGUCUCCUUCCCCAAUCUUGGCGUGUGUUUCCGUGUCAGGGCAGUUAUUGGGAGCAGAGCAGCCGCAGAGCUUGUUAUAAGAAAAAACUGCUCCCUUUCAGCAGUGGUGUCCAAACUUUUUUCAAAGAGGGCCAGAUUGGAUGAAGUGAAGGGCCGGGAGGGCUGACCAAAGUUGACCUUUUUUUUAGGAUUGAAGUUGUUGAGGUGUUUUUUUUAGGAUUUUACCCCAGGAAAUAAACUUUGAAGGUGACCCGGAAACUGCAAUUAAUCCAGAAUGUGGCAGCUAGACAGGUGACUGGGAGCGGCCGCCGGGACCACAUAACACCGGUUCUGAGAGAUCUGCAUUGGCUCCCAGUACGUUUCCGAGCACAAUUCAAAGUGUUGGUGCUGACCUUUAAAGCCCUAAAUGGCCUCAGCCCAGUAGACCUGAAGGAGCGUCUCCAUCCCCAUCGUUCAGCCACUGAGAUCCAGAACAGAGGGCCUUCUGGCGGUUCCCUCAUUGCGAGAAGUGAAGAUGCAGGGAACCAGGCAGAGGGCCUUCUUGGUAGUGGCGCCCUCCCUGUGGAACACCCUCCCUUCAGAUGUGAAGGAAAUAAGCAGCUGUCCUAUCUUUAAAAGACAUCUGAAGGCAGCCCUGUUCAGGGAAGUUUUAAAUAUUUAACACUGUACUGUUUAAUACUUGAUUGGGAGCCGCCCAGAGUGGUUGGGGAAACUCAGCCAGAUGGGGAGGGUAUAAAUAAUAAAUUAUUAUUAUUAUUAUUAUUAUUAUUAUUAUUAUUAUUAGGGGCAGAUUAAACUGACCGGUGUGCCAGAUUAGGGAUACCCUUACGGGGUAUUCCGGAGCCCAUAUAGAGUCCGCAAGUGGAUUCCCUAUCAGUAGGAGGAAAUAACAGAGGCCAACCAGAGAAUAUUGAGAAGCAAAGCAGCUAGUAAACCUGAUCUUUAUUAAAGCUUUUGCAACAAGGUCCCCACUCACCACACGCAGGAGGGAGGAGGAACUCAGAACAAUGGUGUGCAAGCCCUUGUAUAGACUCUUGAAAUUGUUUCCCCAAGACCACCACCCCCCCAAAAAAUACACACAUCAUACAUACAUCACAGAAGGGAGCAGUCUACAGCAGAAAUCCUGCCUGCCAGGAUACCUGAUAAUGGUCACUGAUGGCAUUAACUGGGCAGCCCGGCCAUUCUUGAGUCCAGGUCACAGGCUCACCCUGUUCAUACACAAAUACGCCCUUAAGACAGGAUUUGCAAGCGAAAAGGCAAUGGGAAGGCUUUCCCCAUUUGCCUCCCUUUCUGCAGAGGAAUAUUUGAGGUCACUGGGAGAGUCAAAAUGGCUUCAGGAUGGCUCUUCUGUACUAUUUCAGACACGUGGUUCAUAUAUUUAGAUAUGUGUGUGCAUUUAUGAAUACUUAUUCUAUAUUUGAGACCUUAAAAUUCUUAUAGCAAGCUGUUCAUGAAGUUGACUCUUUAUUCAGCACAGCGCAGACAUAGAGAGCGCAGCAACUCUUUCCUGUAGAUCUUGCCUCCCCCCUCCCCAAGGCAGUUGUGUCAGGAGUUCAGCCUACACUCGAGUAGGCCCCUGGCAGAGACACAUGCCGAACUGGCAUGUUCUCUCCCUCCUGGUCAAUCGUUUGGGAGCUUCAUAAGCUUUCUUCAGCCCGAACAUCACAGCGACCGAUGCCAACCGACACCGGCACACUUAGGGAUCCGCAGAGUUUCGUAACAGACCUCAGCAACUCAGCGUUUUGGCUGAUCUACUUUAUUUACAUAUAAACACACACGGAGCACUGCAACAUGGCUCCCUCUCUCUCUAGCAUCAGACAGCAAAGAGAAAAAGAACAAAGGACAAGAGUCCCACUUCACGGAACACAGUAACACAAACAUCCUGUCUCCGUCACUUCCCACGCUGUGGAGUCAAAACAUACACCGUCAUGUGAUAGACAAGAAUCCCAUGACUGCAGUCGUAGAGCAGGAAUCCUAACAAGUUGCAGCGACUGUGUCUUCCCACAACUGGCUGUGCUUCUCCUGGGUCCUUCCCAAGCGAUCUGAGAUUCUGCCAGCGUGUCUGUCUGUACUACACCCUCUUCACACCUCUUCUGGUUCUGGGAGACUAGCAGGGAAGGGAGCAGGAGGGGGAGACCGCCUGGCUUUCAUCUCUUGUCUCCUGGCUCCCCUUUCCUCCAGCCUGAUUUCUGCACUGCUCUCUGCCACAGACUCUCCCUUCUCCCGAAGCCCUGUCACUCUUUCAACUUCCUCCUCCUCAUUCUGCUCCCUUGUCUUCUCCCUCUGAGAGGGGGAGAAUGUGGCCUAACUUCUUCAGUCCAGUAAUUCAGCAGAACUUGGGUUGGAAAGAUGCGUGGAAAGGACCUUGGUCCACGUUGUGGCCUCCUGUGUUGGCUGACGCACCUGCGCCGCUCCUUUUGAAUUCUCCCGUUCCAGUGCAUGGUGAACCUAGAAACCGGAGACCCGGAAGAUGCGCUGACGCCUCAAGCCAUCGAGUUCUGCCAUAAACUGGGCAGCAAGGCCACCAAAGUGUCCGACAUUGUGAACAACAAAGACCCGGCGGUGUACAGCGCCAUUCAGAAAGGGGUCACGUCCGUCAACGAACGAGCCACUUCGAACGCUCAAAAAAUCCAAAAGUGGGUGCUGCUAGACAAAGAUUUUUCCAUCGCAGGCGGAGAACUGGGUGAGUGGGUGAAGCUGGUAUCCUUUUCCUUCAGUAGUCGCGUUUUUAUUGAACUUUAAAAUCUUACCAUACGUAUUCCAAGUUCCACAUUUGUUAUGUUUCUCUUUAAACUUAAGCACUCCAGGCUGUUCUUACUUCCUAUCCCUGACGCAGAUGGCCCUAUGGUCUAAACCACUGAGCCUCUUGGGCUUGCCGAUCAGAAGGUCGGCGGUUCGAGUCCCCGCGACGGAGUGAGCUCCCGUUGCUCUGUUCCAGCUCCUGCCAACCUAGCACAGGAGUAGGCAACCUAAGGCCUGGGGGCCAGAUCCGGCCCAAUAGCCUUCUAAAUCCGGCCCGCGGAUGGUCCGGGAAUCAGCGUGUUUUUACAUGAGUAGAAUGUGUCCUUUGAUUUAAAAUUCAUCUCUGGGUUAUUUGUGGGGCCUGCCUGAUGUUUUUACAUGAAUGGAAAGUGUGUUUUUAUUGAAAAUGCAUCUUUGGGUUAUUUGUGGGCCAUAGGAAUUCGUUCAUCCCCCCAAAAAAACAAAAAAUUAUAGUCCAGCCCCCCACAAGGUCUGAGGGACAGUGGACUGGCCCCCUGCUGAAAAAGUUUGCUGACCCCUGAGCAGUUUGAAAGCGCGCCAGUACAAGUAGAUAAAUAGGUACUGCUGUGACAGGAAGGUAAACGGCAUUUCCGUGUGCUCUGGUUUCCGUCCCGGUGUCCCAUUGCACCAGAAGUGGUUUAGUCCUGCUGGCCACAUGACCCAGAAAGCUGUCUGCAGACAAACGCUGUCUCCCUCAACCUGAAAGCGAGAUGAGCACCGCAACCCCAAAGUCGCCUUUGACUGGACUUAACCGUCCGGGGUCCUUUACCUUUUACCUCUCAACCCAUUUACAUCCUGCCUUCUUGUAAACAUUUCCCCUAAGAAAUAUCCCUCUAUUUCAUAUGUUAUCAGUAUUUCAAAUCCUACUCGUGAUUUCAUCUGAUUACGGUAUUUUUUCAGAUAUUCCAAAAGGGGCUUUCAUUCUUCCAUGCAUAGUCCAUCGUGUUGGUUUCUUAUUUAUGCUCUGUAGUUUUCUUAAAGGUAAAGGGACCCCUGACCAUUAGGUCUAGUCGUGGCUGACUCUGGGGUUGCGGCGCUCAUCUCGCUUUACUGGCCGAGGGAGCCGGCGUACAGCUUCCGGGUCAUGUACCCAGCAUGACUGAGCCACUUCUGGCGAACCAGAGCAGCGCACGGAAACACUGUUUACCUUCCCGCCGGAGUGGUACCUAUUUAUCUACUUGCACUUUGACGUGCUUUCGAACUGCUAGGUGGGCAGGAGCAGGCACCGAGCAACGGGAGCUCACCCCGUCAUUGCGGGGAUUCGAACCGCCGACCUUCUGAUUGGCAAGUCCUAGGCUCUGUGGUUUAACCCACAACGCCACCCGCUUCCCUUUUUAUGCUCUUAGUUUCUGCUUUAAAAUCCAUUCUUCUUUUGUUGGUGUUUUCUCUUCUUUCCAGUUCUGCAUAUGCAAGGUUCUGGCUGCUGCUGUUGCAUGCGUAAAUAAAUCUUUAGUUACUGUUUUGCUUUGCAAUGGGCUGGAUUGGAUUACCCUCGGGGGUCCUGAUACUAUGAAAAAACACUACAGAAGGUUAAAAAUUCUGAAAUGGGUAAAUGAAGGAAUGGUCCUCCAAGACGCAUCAGCAAACUUCCCAAGUAGUUUUUGGGUGGAGUGGGGUUGGCAGCCCCUGGUCUUCACUGAGUAGCAGCCGCUGCCCAGGGUUUAAAACGGGACCCUCACGAUCAUCCAGUCCAACCCCAAGAAAUAUGCAAGCUUGUCCCUUCCGGGGAUCGAACCUGCAACCUUGGCCUUAAAAAAGGUAGAGGGACGCCUUGACCAUUAGGUCCAGUCGUGGCUGACUCUGGGGUUGCGGCGCUCAUCUCGCUUUAUUGGCCGAGGGAGCCGGCGUACAGCUUCCGGGUCAUGUACCCAGCAUGACUGAGCCGCUUCUGGCGAACCAGAGCAGCGCACGGAAACGCCGUUGACCUUCCCGCCGGAGUGGUACCUAUUUAUCUACUUGCACUUUGACGUGCUUUCAAACUGCUAGGUGGGCAGGAACAGGGACCGAGCAACGGGAGCUUACCCCGUCGCGGGGAUUCGAACCGCCGACCUUCUGAUCGGCAAGUCCUAGGCUCUGUGGUUUAACCCACAGUGCCAUCCGUGUCCCUUUGCAACCUUGGCCUUAUCAGCAACAAUUUGAACCACCUGAGCUAUCCAGGAAGCUCCUUGGAGACGGUGCCAGGAAUCGAACCUGGACUUUCUUCGGAGAAGCCUCGUGUUUUCUCCAGCCUUUCUGGACAGAUCCUAACACUCUUUCUCUUGUUUCCAGGCCCCACGAUGAAACUAAAGAGGCCCGUGGUCGCCAAGAUGUACAAACAGCAAAUAGACCAGCUUUACGCGGACUAAACGAACACCUAACGAUCGCCGGAGGAAUGCAUACCCGCCGGCCUGCCUCUAUCAGAAGUCCAAUCUUCGCUGCACGGACCGUCUUCAUAUGGAAAGAGAAGCGCCGCCGUCUCUCGCUCCUCUUUCCUCUACCCUUAUUGAAAAACAAGGUUUCAAUAAAGGCAGCUCCCCGAAUUCAGCUUGGUUUCUCUCCUCGCCAGUUGCUCCCUGUCCCUCCCACCCCUUCCAAAGCCAAGUAUUUUGGCUGCAAAACACCAGUGGCCUUCUCUGCUUUUCUGUCUCUCCCUCACUCUUCCUGGGCUUGGUUUUGGAACCCCAUUUUGGCACAGGGCUCCUGCCUGCUCUUGUGGCUUUGCACCCGGGCAAGGUCCCUCGGCCUUUUCUGCCACGUCUGUGUCUUCCACAACCCACCCUCACCCUUUCUUGAAAUUGAAUGUACAGAAAGUGUGGUUUUUGUCCCCUAACUGUGCCUUGCAGGGGUGGGGGAGGAACCCUGUGGUUUAGACGUGCAAAUAAUGGCAGCAUCGCCUGUCCCCACGGUCUAAACAGAAUUCUAUUCUAGCAAGCGGCUGGCGGGAGUUGCAGUGAAACCAUCUCCCCACUGAACCGACUUCCUUUCUUCGUUGGUGAAACGCGGCACAACUUUAUAGUUGUGUGAGCUUUCCCCCACCCUCUCCCACAGAGACCCACGACCCACCGAGAAACAACCACAGAUGUCUUUCACGUGUGGAUAAAAGGAAAUCCGGUGCACUCACUAAAAUCCUUAUUAUUAUUAUUAUUAUUUAUACUUUGGAGUCUGUUCACUUGGUGAGGCUUGGCUGUAGAAUCCGUUCGCGUGGAGCCUUUUCCACAGAAACACAGGCAGCAGCGACUCUUACGAAUGUUUCCCCUGUCCUCCUGGCAACCAGAUUUUAGCGGUUCCUCCUGCGCCACCGAGGAAACGUUGGAAGGUUGUGGGCUCUUGGAAAAUCCUUGCCUGUGAACAUGCUUUUUGCCCUCUGGGGGAAAUGAGCACAUGGGACUUCCUGGCAUGCGAGAACAGACUCUAAAACUCUUUAUCUGAAAGUUGUGCCCAUUCAAUCAUGCCACAAGCGUUGCCAGGUUGAGGGAACAUCCGUGUAGCUUUCUGGGGCUGGUUCCUGUUGUUUAUAGUUUUAUUUCCCUCUCCUUUUUUCCUGUGCUUGCUAACUUGACUACAGAUGUAAGCAAAAUAAUUCUGGGAGAUAUUUGCUCCCCAAUGCCUCUUGUUUUUGCUGAAGCUGUUAAACCUCGUCAUGGAGGGACACAAUAUGUUCUGGUGUGCCGCAGAGUUGAGAAAUAAUAGCCUAUGGGGGUAUAUUGUUGUAGGGUGUUUGGGUUUUGUUUUGUUUUGGUUUUUUAGAGAGAGUGAGUUGUGCCCGUGCAGGGAUAGAAGGAGGUGUUUGGGGGUAAAGCGAGGAGCUGUUGACGUCCAAAGAAAAUACUUCCGGAAUGUAAAUGGCACUGGGUAUUUGGUGUUACGGUUAAAUCAUGUUUGCAAUUGAAUGUAUUGGGGUUAAAUUAGCGGGGCGGGAGAGGGUCCUUUUGUACCCCCUCAAAAAAAGACAAUGUUUGCUAUGAGCCGAAGGUUUAUGUACACCUCUCCUGCCCUGUUGGAAUGAGUGUUUAAUAAAAUUUCUGAAUAUC